AUGGCGUCCUCCGAUCUCGAGGCUGCCACUGCGCUGAAGGCGCAGGGUAACAAGGCGUUCGCGCAACAUGAAUGGCCCGCCGCCAUCGACUUCUACACACAGGCGAUAGAGAAGUACGACAAGGAACCCACCUUCUUCAGUAACAGAGCUCAG
Aspergillus uvarum CBS 121591 is the source of this 153-nucleotide messenger RNA. RefSeq lists its product as uncharacterized. Lineage: Eukaryota; Fungi; Ascomycota; Eurotiomycetes; Eurotiales; Aspergillaceae. The transcript has a single exon. Gene Ontology annotation, molecular function: protein binding; molecular adaptor activity. The annotation marks the transcript as partial. Gene Ontology annotation, cellular component: membrane; TRC complex. Gene Ontology annotation, biological process: post-translational protein targeting to endoplasmic reticulum membrane. The record is from RefSeq and is a predicted model, not a curated record.